Oldenlandia corymbosa var. corymbosa is the source of this 2495-nucleotide messenger RNA. The record is from the annotation of a GenBank genome assembly. Lineage: Eukaryota; Viridiplantae; Streptophyta; Magnoliopsida; Gentianales; Rubiaceae.
CACACUCUUCUUUCAAGCAAAGACAGUGGGAUAGACAAUUAAAUCAGCACUGUAUUUGCAUAAUUCGUGAAGAUGAAGCUAAAACUGUCACUAUUAUUCUUCAGCUAUUUGAGCCUGGUUGCUCUUGUUAAUGGAGCCGAUAAUGAAAGAAAGACGUAUAUUGUGUACAUGGGAGAAAUGCCGGAAUAUAGGAUAUCUGCAGUGGAUCAACACCACAACCUUCUGCGUGAAGCAAUCAAAGAUGAAAAGAUAGCCAGAGAAUCCAGGAUAUAUAGUUAUGAGCAAAGCUUCAACGGAUUUGCGGCCAGACUGUUGCCUCAUGAAGCAGACUGGCUAUCUCAGCACGAGAGUGUUGUUUCAGUGUUCCUGAGCAAAAAGCUCAAGCUACACACCACAAGAUCAUGGGAUUUUCUCGGAAUGAAUUCCAAAAUUCCCCGAAUGCCUCAAGUAGAAAGUAACACCAUAGUGGCUCUCCUCGAUACAGGUGUAUGGAUCAAAUCAGCAAGUUUCAAUGAUGAAGGCUUUGGACCCCCACCUUCAAAAUGGAAGGGCAAAUGCGACAAGGGUGUUAAUUUCACUGGAUGCAACAAUAAAGUGAUUGGUGCUCGAUACUUUAAUCUUGCCGGUGCUGCUGACGAUGACCCGCUAACUCCGGCUGAUUUGCACGGACAUGGAUCGCAUACAGCCUCUACUGCUGCCGGAGUAGCCGUCCCGGAUACCAACUUGUUUGGACUGGCUAAUGGAAUCGCCCGAGGAGGCGUUCCUUCAGCUCGCAUCGCGAGUUAUAAAGUGUGCUGGAGCAAAGGCUGCCAAGACGCGGAUCUCUUAGCUGGUUUCGAUGCUGCCAUUGCUGAUGGUGCGGACAUAAUAUCAGUGUCCAUAGGAGGAUCUACCACUACUUUUCUAGAUGAUCCGAUCGCCAUUGGCGCUUUCCAUGCCAUGAAGAGAGGAAUCUUGACUCUUUGUGCUGGAGGAAAUGACGGGCCUGAAUUUUCAACUGUUGAAAACACUGCUCCCUGGAUCAUGACUGUUGCUGCUUCUAGUAUAGAUCGACAGUUCCAAUCGCUGGUCAGAUUAGGCGACGGAACCAAAAUUCCUGGAAUUUCUGUCAACACAUUUACAGCAGCUAAGCAGCAGUACCCUUUGCUGAAUGGAUUCCUCGCAAGGAAAGAAAGUCCCAAGAAUUCGAGUGCCUGCGAGUCGGGGUCUUUGAGGGAGGACAAAGUGAAAGGACGAAUAGUAUACUGCCAGGGCUCCCUGGGUCAAGAUACUAUCAUCAAAGAAUUAGGCGGGAUUGGAAUCAUCACUUCCAUGGAUAGCUUCACUGAUACCGCAUUUCCUGCUGUGAUAUCUGCUUCUUCUGUUACCGUCACCGAUGGUCAGAAGAUCGACCGCUAUAUCAACUCUACCAAAGGCGCAGCCACAGCUGUUAUAGACAAGUCGGUAACCGUCAGCUUGACUGCUCCUUCCAUUGCAUCCUUUUCAUCUAGAGGACCUCAAAUCAUCACGAACAACAUUCUCAAGCCUGACAUUGCUGCACCGGGGAUAGAUAUAUUGGCAGCAUAUUCCCCGGCAGUGACAAUGAGCGGUGAAGCAGGAGAUAACAGGCUCGUGAACUAUAAUGUUAUUUCAGGAACCUCAAUGGCUUGCCCUCAUGUUGCAGCUGCUGCUGCUUAUGUCAAAACAUUUCAUCCCAAUUGGUCUAUAGCUGCUAUCAAAUCUGCUUUGAUGACCACAGCCAAACCAAUGAAGGUUCAGCCUGAAGGCGCAGAGUUGUCUGCCGGGGCUGGGCUAAUCGACCCUGUGAGUGCACUGAAUCCUGGAUUGAUCUACGAAGCGGAUAUGAACUCGUACAUCACUUUCCUUUGCAAAGAAGGCUACAAUAGCUCAGACAUUGGUCUCAUCAGCGGAAACAAAACAAAGAGUUGCUCAAGUUACCCAUCUGCAAAAGGGAGUGAUGGUCUCAAUUACCCUACCAUGCAACUACGAGUUAAUCUAAGUUCUACUACCAUUUCCGCUGUCUUUUACAGGACAGUAACAUAUGUUGGACAAAACAAAACCAUGUACAAAGCAUCAGUCACGGCACCCAAGGGACUAAUGGUCACAAUUGUUCCAAACACUCUCUCGUUCUCAAAGCAAAAUGAGCAACAAUCCUUUCAGGUAUUGCUCAAUGGAAGCUUCGUUGGAAAUAAGCCUUGGUUCAUUUCAGCAUCACUAGUGUGGAGUGACUCUAAGAAUAAUGUGAAAUGUCCUAUAUUAGUCUAUAAGCCACUAUAUUAGCAUUAACAUUCACUUUUUGCCAGUACAUCUAUCCACCAUAUAAAUUGAUCAAGGUUUCGUGACAGUGAGUAAUUUCAAUGCAACCAGUACUCUUUGAAAAAAUGUUCCAGAAAAAUAUUAUUUUGUAAAUAUGGAUAUUAUUAGGGGGACGGAGGAAAUAAUUAACUCUUGAGUAUCAAAUAUAAUUACGUAAAAUAUUUUUCACCUUAAAUGCC